This is a messenger RNA of Rhizopus microsporus ATCC 52813, 1737 nucleotides long. RefSeq lists its product as uncharacterized. Bases 1 to 1737 code for a protein of 578 amino acids. The transcript is spliced from 3 exons. NCBI's taxonomy places the organism in Eukaryota, Fungi, Mucoromycota, Mucoromycetes, Mucorales, Rhizopodaceae. The record is from RefSeq and is a predicted model, not a curated record.
AUGUCUUUAGAAGACGUAUCUGUUAGCUUGUCAAGACUCGCUCUCGCUAAAGCCAUCAAGACGCCUGAUACUGAUGAAAUUGAAGCAGAACCUUGGUCAAAGAGUGUUAUCUUUCAUCAAUCUCAUAUUACAAAUGAUAUGAAGAACUCGAUCAUGAAUCCACAAUCUAUCAAAAAGGGACGUAAGUAUAUUCCAAGACAACCAAAGCCCUCGCCACAGUAUCCACAGCAACUAUAUCCACAACAGCAACAACAACUACAACAACAACCGUAUCCACAGCAGCAGCAUCCGUAUCCACAGCAACACCAUCUUCCUGCUCCAAUGAAUCGUACAAGAUCAAGCGAUAGACCUCAAAGCUCAAGUAGCUCGUCCAUUUCAUCAAAUAACAAAUCAAGUGUUAUUAUGCAUUCAGCUAUAACUAAAAAUAACCGCCGUUUUGUACCGAGUGAUGAUGAAGAAGAAGAGGAGGAAGAAGACGAAGAAGAAAGUGAGAGUGAAGGGGAAGAACAAGAGCCAAAGACUGUCAUUAAUAGACAACCACAGACAUCUAAGCCAGAUAUGAAACCAUUGUCUACUACAUCUAUUAGUACCGGAGCGCCCAAAUUAGAUAUCAAUAUUCCUCCUCCUGAAAUUAUCAUAGGCAAUAACAAUAACAAAGAAAAGGGAAAAGUAUCUAAACGCACGAUACAGCCGAGUGAUGAUGAGGACUCCGAAGAAGAAGAAGAACAAGACGAUGAUGAUGAUGAAGAAAAAGAAGAAGAAGAAGAGGAGAAGGAGGAGGAAGAGGUCGAGAAAGUAGAACACAAAGAACAUGAACAGCAUAUGUAUGACAGACGUAUGUCUACAUUAAAGCAAUUAGAACGUGGUCCAAGUGUCCACAGAAGAGCCAGGAGUACAGGCGAUGUCACUCAAGAAGUCCAACAACAACAGCAACAACAUCCAAUCGAACAAUGGCGCAUGUCUGUCUUGGACGUAGAUACUCCAGGAUCAACCGUGAGUAGCACGACACCUUCUGACGAUUUGAUUGAAGAGCCUGUCUUCCGUAUAUCCACGCCCUCUAGUGCUAAUUAUCCCCGAUCCGUGAGUGAAAUGGACAUGUAUAAUACCUAUCUCCAGCAACAACAACAGAUGGCCUAUAAUAUGCAAAUGCAACAUAUGAUGCAGAUGGCACAGGCACAACAGAUGGCUCAAAUGGCCCAAUUUCAACAGUAUCAACAAGCCAUGCAGCUCCAACAGCAGCAGCAACAACAACAGCAAAAGCAAAAGAACCGCAAGAGUGUAUCCGCAAUGGAUCUCAUGAUGCAGUUGGAAGAGGAAAAGGCAGCAACGCGUAAAAAUAGAAAGAAGAUGCCGGAUCCAUCCAAGGCUAACUUUGCUGAUGGUUUCCUCAGCAAGCUGCCAGAACAGGGUACACAUAAUAUUAACUUUCAACAAAUGCAACAACAUCAUCAGCAUCAUCAGAUGACAAGAGCAAGUAAAAGUGACUAUAACGUCAACAAACUUCGUCCUGUAGGACAAAAUGCCAUGGGGCAAAGGCCCUCUAGUACACUCAUGUAUUAUGAUCCUCGGAUGACCAUGAUGCGUAGUGAAAGUUCACCCAUACCUACCAUCAGCAUGUCAACACCCAUUCAACAACAACAACAACAAUUCAUGCCCAUGAUGCAGCAACAAAAUAGAUCGAACCAGCAUCUUCAUCAACAACAAAAGAGAACAAGUACCUAUAAUCUUUACAAAUAA